CACAGCAGUCCGAAUUGAAGUUUGUAAGCGUACGUUUGUGUUGUCGAUGUUAAAGCGGGUGCGUUGUUCGUCAUCGUCGUUGUUGUUUAUAAAUGAGAACAAAACGUGUGACGGCCGAAACAAUUAACAAGAAAAUAAAAAAAAACGAAUAAAAUACAACAAAUCCCCAUAAUAAACAACAAUCAACGACGGGUGAAAUAUAAUCGACUACCUUUCGGUGGGAAUAAAUUGUGAUUCUGUGUCAUUAUUUAAUUAAAUCGGGAAUAAUUCUAUGGAAAAGUGAUGAAAUAGAAAUAAAUUGCAUAGCUAUAAUAAAAAUCAUAAUAGAAAAGAGAGAAUCAAUGCUAAUUCUAAAUCAAAGCCAAUGAGAAGAAAAUUAAGAAUGUGAUGAUGAUUUUCGGUAUUUUUUGAAAAAAAAAGCAGGUUUAGUGAUAAAGUGUUUUUUCCUGUGUUUUCGACCAAGUAGUUUGUGAAAAGCAAAUUGGAAAAAUAAAGAAAAAAAUUUCCAAGAAAUCAGGAAAAAAAGUGAUUCCUUUGAAAGGAAAGUGUCCAAUUGAAGUGAGUGUCUGUCGUGUAACAAAUUGAAGUUGAAUUUAAUUUGGUGGCGAACGAGUAACACCACACGGUUACUCCGGCUAAACUGGCUGGCUGGCCUGGUGUAAAUCUUAAACAACAAAAAAAGCAAGUUAAACAUGGAGUAAAUAAAAAGUGAAGUUUUGGAAAAUCUAAAUAUAAAAAGUAUUGAAAAUCAAGGAAAUUUGUGCAAAUUAAAAUCGUGUGUUCCCCCACAAUUCCUAAAAUUGUUUUUGGAUUACUUUUGUUUUUUCGCCUUCUUCAAAUCUCCCAUCUUAUCUGCUGCUCCGCACAAAAAAAAAUCAGAUAUUCCUCGAUUUCAUUGAAGACCUUUGGCUGAAAAUUAUGGAUUAGCACCAAGGGAAUUUAUCCACAUAACUCUAUCCCCAAUAUUAUCGAUACUCGGGGAUAAGUUAUCAAGGACAAUAAGAAGGAGUCUUCUCUUUUCCUCAAAAAUGUUUGGCUGUUUCGCAAAGCAGUUUUAAUACAUUUCAUUUCCGAUUUUUUUGUUUUGGUUAUCAAAACUUUCCAAAGGGGGUGAAACAACAACUGCCAUUAAAUACUCCAAAUAAAUUGUAGAAUUCCACGGCGAAGGCUCAUCUCUCGCAAUAAUUGCACAAAAAUCGCUGAAGUUCAUAUACCAGAAACAUUCCCAUCAGCAGCAGCCACCUCAACCCCUUCGCCAGACCGAAACAAUUUCAAUUUUUUUCGCUUCGUUUUGUUUUCUUCCUCUCCUUUUUUUUUGAUGAUUUUGGAAACAAAGGAAUUUCUCUUCCGUUUCUGGUGGUUAUAUUACGCAUACAAGAGCCAUAUAACAAUAAAGGGUUAUUUUUCCAGAAUCCAACACAAAAUAAAGUCGUAAAAGGAAGGCAGGAGCCAAACCUGCAAGCCCCUUGUUGCUAUUAUAGCUUUCAAUUCCAAGUUAUUUUGGUUUUCAUUGCAAAAACCACAAUUAAAAAAUCCAUGCAAUACCCAUCACCACCCUAAAACCACAGCACAGGAACCAUUAAAAAAAAAAAAAAAAAACAAAAUUAAAUUGAAAAUACGCAAAACCGGUUAAAUCAUAUCAACAACGGAAUUCGCGUUGCGCGUCAUUUUCGUUAUCACGUUACGUCGUUAAUGUUGCUGCUGCGCCGCAGUCGUCGCUGCCGCCGCCCCUUAACGCGUCCCAUUAUCGUCUCGAAAUAAUUGUAGCAUCUCCUCCCUCGCAGAAAAAUAAACCAAACAUCGCCACCAUUAUCGCGUUCAACAUUUUCGGAUUUAUUCAGCAUCACCACCACCACCCCCACCACAAAGAAUGUCAUCGACAAAAUGUGGUCUAAGAAUGAUUUUCACAGCGAUCAGUCUUGUCAUCAUCGUAAAUGGUUACGCAAAAGAUAUUUCUGGAGUUGAAAGAGGUCACAACCGUUUGAACGAAUACAUAUCGCAUUAUGAAACACUUAGUUAUGAUCAUCAACACAUACGCGCUAGUCACCACAGAGCCCGGCGAUCAGUGACCAAAGAUCAUUUUGUACAUUUAAAAUUUCAAGCACAUGGAAGAGAUUUCCAUAUUAGAUUAAAACGUGAUUUACAAACAUUUAGCGAUAAGUUAGAGAUAAUUGAUAGCAAUGGACCUCUCGAUGUAUCAACCGAUCACAUAUAUGAGGGCCACGUGAUAGGGGAUCGUAAUAGUUAUGUUUUCGGUUCCAUAUUGGAUGGUGUAUUUGAGGGUAAAAUUAUUACCGAACGUGAUGCCUACUAUGUUGAACAUGCCAAACGUUAUUUUCCAACAAAUUUUACAUCAUCACCACAAAUGCAAUCGUUAGAGUUGCACAGUACUGAGACAAAUAGUUCAUCAAUGUCGUCGUCAACGACAACAACAACAUCAACUACUACGACGACGUCGACAACAACAGAAAAUCCUACAAGAAAUGCUGCAAAACCUAAAAGUAUCAUCGACCAUCAUGACGAAGCUGUGCAAAGUAUUGGCUUUCAUUCGGUGAUUUAUAAGGAAUCGCAUGUCGACGAUGCCUACAAGGAUGUUCGAGAAGGCCAUGCAGCCGGUUGCGGCAUUACUGAUGAAGUAUCCCAGUGGAUGGAGAAUAUACAAAAUUCAGCUGUGGAAGAAUUACCCGAACCUAUGUCAAAGGAUAUUAAAACGCCCAAGAAGCGUACGCCGUCAAGCCAACAGCAACAGCCACGACGAGCAGAAGAAGAUAAAAUCAUACUUUUGAACGAUGAUGAUGAUGAGGAUGCUGAUGGUGGUGCUAGUGUGGAUGAUGAGGACGACACCGAUGCCGAUAAAGAUAAUGCCUCUUCCACCAAAGACCACAGCAAAAGCGGCAGUCGUGGCGGCAGUAAACAUUCGAAGAGAACCAACAACACCACAUCCUCUGAUGCUGCACAACCACCACCGAAAAAAUAUGCUGCCAACAACAACAACUACCGUGGCAACAUCAACAGCAACAACAAUAAAAAUGGUGCCACAGAUGAUUUCAACUAUCCUUAUGUGAAAUACACCAAAGAAGCAAAUGUCCGUUAUGAGGAUGAAAUCGUCGAUGCCGAUACGGCUGGUGCUAGCGGCUAUUUUUACGAUCCAGAGACGGGACGUCGCUAUCAACCCACCGACAGUGAUUGGCAUGAACGGGUCCACGAACGCAUGCGCCGUUCGUCGGGCUCCUCGGCCCGUCGUGAGGAUAACAAGAAUACCUGUUCGCUGUACAUACAAACGGAUCCGCUGAUUUGGCGACACAUACGCGAUGGAAUCGCUGAUCACGAUCGCACUCACAAAUACGAAAGAGAUAUAAAAACACGCGAGGAAAUCACUUCGUUGAUAGCUCAUCAUGUUACGGCGGUUAAUUAUAUUUAUCGCAACACCAAAUUCGAUGGACGUACCGAGCAUCGUAAUAUACGCUUUGAGGUACAACGCAUCAAAAUUGAUGAUGACUCAGCAUGCCGCUCAUCCUACAAUGGCCCACACAAUGCCUUUUGCAAUGAACACAUGGAUGUAUCGAAUUUCUUGAAUCUCCAUUCGCUAGAGGACCAUUCCGACUUCUGUUUGGCCUAUGUGUUCACAUAUCGUGAUUUUACAGGUGGUACCUUGGGUCUGGCCUGGGUGGCCAGUGCCUCAGGAGCCUCGGGUGGUAUUUGUGAGAAAUAUAAAACCUACACCGAAACUGUGGGUGGGCAAUAUCAAAGUACCAAGCGCUCUCUCAACACCGGCAUUAUAACCUUUGUCAACUACAACAGUCGGGUGCCGCCCAAGGUCUCACAGCUGACAUUGGCCCAUGAAAUUGGCCAUAACUUUGGAUCACCGCACGACUACCCGCAGGAAUGUCGUCCGGGCGGCAUGAACGGCAAUUACAUCAUGUUUGCCAGUGCCACUUCCGGUGAUCGUCCCAACAAUUCCAAAUUCUCCUCAUGUUCCAUACGCAAUAUCUCCAAUGUCCUCGAUGUUCUCGUGGGCAACAUGAAACGUGACUGCUUCAAGGUGUCCGAAGGUGCCUUCUGUGGCAAUAAAAUCGUCGAACAAGGCGAGGAAUGUGAUUGCGGCUUCAACGAAGAUGAAUGCAAAGAUAAAUGUUGUUAUCCUAGGCUAAUUAGUGAAUAUGACCUGUCACUGAAUAGCUCGGCACGUGGUUGUACGCGCCGAGCCAAAACCCAAUGUUCUCCAUCACAGGGUCCCUGUUGUCUGCCCAAUUCAUGUACAUUUGUUCCAUCGAACUAUCAUCAGAAAUGCAAAGAGGAAACCGAAUGUUCCUGGUCGAGUAGUUGUAAUGGCACCACAGCCGAAUGUCCCGAACCCAAGCCUCGAGAUGAUAAGACCAAGUGCAACAAUGGCACUGCUCUUUGCAUUCGGGGUGAAUGUUCCGGCUCCAUAUGCCUGCUGUGGAACAUGUCCGAAUGCUUCUUGACCUCACAACAACAGCCGCAUGUGGACAAGAGAAAACUCUGCGAAUUGGCGUGUCAGAAUGGCAACGACACCACCACAUGCCGUAGUACAUCUGAAUUUGCUCAUUUAUUUGGUUUACCCGAGGGUGGCAUUAGCUUGCGUCCCGGUUCACCGUGUGAUAACUUCCAAGGUUACUGUGAUGUGUUCCUCAAAUGUCGCGCCGUAGAUGCCGAUGGUCCACUGCUGCGCCUCAAGAAUCUCCUACUCAACAAGGAAACGCUGCUGACGGUGGCCCAAUGGAUUACCGAGAAUUGGUAUAUUGUGGUGCUGCUGGGCAUUGCAUUUAUUAUUGUUAUGGGUAUAUUUAUCAAAUGCUGUGCCGUGCAUACGCCCAGUUCGAAUCCUAAGAAGCGGAGGGCUCGUCGAAUCUCAGAAACGUUACGGGCUCCCAUGAAUACAUUGAGGCGCAUGCGUCAUCCCCAUGGCCGUAGUGCGGGGCCACGCAGCAUACCACCGCCCGUACACGAUGGCCGUGGUGCCCAUCGCAACUAUCCUCCCGAAUGGGAUCGCCACCAUCGCUCUGGUGCUGUUAGCAGCGGUGCUGCCGGUCCUAUGCCAGCCUCUAGCAGCAGUCAUGCGAGUCGUGUUGCUGCUGCAACGGGCAGACCAUCGGGAGGUGGUGGCGGCGGUGGCCGUAGCUCCCGUUCAAAUGGUUCUCGGCAACCAAGUAAUUCGCGUUCCGGUGGACAACAUGGGUAUGCAGAUAUACCGCCACCUGGUGGUUUGGGUCCAUCACCCACAAGUGGUGUUGGUGGUGCUAGUGGUUUACAUAUGGGUGGUGGUGGUGGUGGUGCAUCUAUUGCUGGGCCGGGUUCAUCAACUAGUGGUGCAGGUGUUUUAUCACGUGCCCAAAUGCCUUUACCCGCCCUGCCGUCCAAUGCACAAACGCAACAACAACAAUCACAACAACAACAACUGCCACAACAAGCUUAUUAUGCGCCGAAAGUCGUCGGUCCGCAACAAGUAAAUUAUAACCGACCGCCAUCAUUGCAUAAUCCUGAUUUGUAUGCCGAUGCUUAUGCUGCUUUGGGACGUGGAGCAUAUGAAGCAACAACACGGGCGCCCAAUAACAAAGUUUGACGACGGACGCAUGAAACGAUGACGACGACGCAUGGAGGACAACGUCAACAGACGCCGCAACAGCAGCAGCAUCAGCCAAAGCAGCCACAACAAAAUUUUAGUUUAAUUAAUAAAACAACAACAACAAGUAAAAAAAUACAAAAAUCAAAUCAUGAACUCAAAUUAAAUAUAAAUAAUAUUUUCUAUGCUAAUUAUUAUAAUUUAAUUUGUUAAAUUUAAUAUUUUUUAAUUGACAAACAAUUUUCCAUAAAUUUUUUAGUUUUGUGAGAAAAUUCAAAAAAACAAAAAACAUCACAAAGAUUAAAAAAAAAAACAAAUCAACCAAACCAACAAAAAAAAAUUAACAAUGUGAAAGAAAAAUAUCCCACUUCGAACUAUAUAUAUUUAUGUAUACACAUAGAUCAUGUUAGUUAUAUUAUUAUAUACAUUAUGAUUAAUUACUAUUAUUAUAAUUAUUAUAUAUUUUAUAUCAGGUAAUUUUAGUUUGAUAUUUUAUUAUUGCAAUUUCUACAGCAUUUCUAAAAAUUACAUAACAUACUUCUGAUAAUAGUAUUUGUCCUUAACGAGAGACAUAAUUUUUUCGCUUUAAAAAAAUUCAAUAUUUUAAUUCUUUAUCAAGGAUAUACGAUUUUAUACUUUAAAAUUACAAUUAUUAUUAAAUGCCUUUUUAAAAUCGACUUUAGUAUUCCAAUCUUUUUUUUCUCUCCCAAAUUUUUUGUAUGUUUCAAUUUUUUAAUAUAUAUAUAUGUAAUACCUCUUUAGAGUUACAAUACACUACAGUAAAAAAAAAUUCUCAGUAAAAUGUAAUUUUUAAUAUUUGUAGUUUUAUGAUUUAUAAUAACAACUUUUUUGUUUUAUUUUUUAAUAGAAUUUUAGUUUGAUUUUAAAUGAAAUAA
Molecule: messenger RNA, 6480 nt
Organism: Musca domestica (house fly)
Lineage: Eukaryota; Metazoa; Arthropoda; Insecta; Diptera; Muscidae
Gene: kuz
Product: disintegrin and metalloproteinase domain-containing protein 10
Exons: 11
Coding region: 1871-5584 (1237 amino acids)
Biological process (GO): membrane protein ectodomain proteolysis; Notch signaling pathway
Cellular component (GO): plasma membrane
Molecular function (GO): metalloendopeptidase activity
Source: RefSeq, a predicted model, not a curated record